This is a messenger RNA of Letharia columbiana, 639 nucleotides long. RefSeq lists its product as uncharacterized. Lineage: Eukaryota; Fungi; Ascomycota; Lecanoromycetes; Lecanorales; Parmeliaceae. The coding region runs from base 1 to 639 and encodes 212 amino acids. The transcript has a single exon. The record is from RefSeq and is a predicted model, not a curated record.
AUGCUCCGGCUAACUCUCCAGAAGUCCCUCGCAGAGCUCAGAACGCACAACUUGCACGUCUACUAUCUUGGCCCUGACCGCUCUGUCCCUCAAAGCGACAUUUUUUGCGGCAUCAACGCAGUCCACCAAGAAGGCCUCUUUGCCAAGCUCGGCGUCACCUGUCUCCCCGCAUGGGAAGUCGCGCAGAUCUGCGAGCUGUGCGAUCGCGAGGGAUGGGUCAAACCGUCAGUCUAUCAAGGCAAAUACAACGUCCUCCAUCGCGCCGUAGAGCCUGGGCUCUUCCCCCGUUUGAGGCACUACGGCAUCAAGUUCUACGCGUUCAACCCUAUUGCGGGGGGCUUCCUGGCCGGCGGUGAGUCACAUAAGAGAAAUAAGAAUUGGGGCUAUGGGAACGAGGAGUACUUUGCUGUGAUGGAGCUGCUGGAUCCCGUCGUUGAGAAGCAUGAGUUGACGCUCAGGGAGUGUGCGCUGAGGUGGUUGGCGGAUCAUAGCCUGCUUGGCAUGGGGAAAGGCGACGCAGUCUUGAUGGGUGCGAGCGGUGCGGCGCAUUUGGAGAGCAAUCUUGUGGAUCUUGAGAAGGGCCCGUUGCCGGACGUGGUUGUUGGGGCGUCGGAUAGGGGUGUGCGCUGGAAAUAUUGA